Molecule: messenger RNA, 3206 nt
Organism: Lates calcarifer (barramundi perch)
Lineage: Eukaryota; Metazoa; Chordata; Actinopteri; Centropomidae
Product: serine protease FAM111A
Exons: 3
Coding region: 291-2249 (652 amino acids)
Source: RefSeq, a predicted model, not a curated record
GCGGUAGUGCACCUAAGCUGUCAUUUACCAAGAGGAAGAAGAGGAAAGACAUUCGAAAAACGGCGCGCACUUCAUAAUGGACAGAACCGUGUGGAUGAUUUGUUGAAUUUUUGUUAAGUUAUUCGAGUUUAAAAUAACUUAACUGUUCUGUACAAGCUAAAGAAGCUAACGAAGAGUUAACUGUGGUUCAAUGAGUCUUGAGACAGAAGAUUCUCGAAAAGGUUUUCUUAUCUCGACACUGGUGUACUUAAUCAUCUUCCUGCAUUGUUAAAAGCCAGCUCACAUUAAAAAUGGAACCUAAAUUGAAGACUGAACCUCUGGACAGAUUUGUUGAGGAAGAGGAGCCACAUCCAGCCCAUUCUUUUGAGUGGUGCCUAAAUGGCAAGACACCCACAUCUGUUACCUGCAACAAAGCAGGAACUGUUGAAGACUCAUUGAAAAAAAGUUCACAGUUCAGAACAACUGCAAAAAAGAACAAAGACAAAGAGCUUGUCAUUGUGAGAGAUGGGAAAGCUAUCAGUUCACACUUUCCAUGCAGCUUAAUUGGAAAAGAACGUUUAACUGUCAAGUAUGUUAAAAGUGAAGGCAAGGCAAAGAAACUGGGCAGUCAUGUUAAAACUGAAGGCAAGGCAAAGAAACCAGGCUGUCGGGGGUCAUCUGAUGAGCUUGUGAUCUUUAAUGUACUGACAAAAGGAGGUAAAAAUGUAGUGAAGAUCAUGAGAAACCCAGCACUAACAAAAAUUGUUCAGAAAAUUACUGUUUAUGCAAAGAAAGGGGAAAAAGUGAAGCAAGCUCUAAAAAGAGAUGGUCGUUUUAUGAAUAUCAUAUUCAAAAAGACCUGUGCACUUUUUCACAUGAAGACUGAGGUAAAUACGGAAAUGUCCAACCUCGUUGACGAUCUUGAUGGUAACACUUACCAGAUCAUACUGCUCAGUAAGUCUAGUCCACCAGACAGUCAGCCUGGCAGUCUUGAUGAUGCUUACAUGAUGUCAAGUGAGUCUCAGAGAUCUGACUCUGAUGAAAACAAAGACCCCUCACAGCAGUCUACCAUAACUGAGUCAGUGAAUGACAAUGCACCGCAAAGUAAACUAGAACUAAAUGGUAAUACGGCACCAGAAAAAAUAUUACGUAAAAUACCUCUGGCACAAAAAAUACAGAAUCAUUUGUCUUCAGAAUUUGAACAUUCAGUGAAAAAAAUGAAAACAGUUUCUAAGCUCUCUCGUAUCCAGAAUAUCAUGCGUGUAGAGUAUGGAAAGAAUGAUCAGACAUGCAGGGAGGUGAAAACAAUGAAGAAACUGAUGGAUCUUAGUAAUUCUGUUUGUCAUGUGAGAAUAAAUGGGAGUGCAGCCGGAACUGGCUUCCUCCUGUUUGACAACUUUGCUCUUACAAAUGGCCACGUACUGAAAGAUAUUUAUAAUGAGAAUAGAAAGGAGCUUGAUGAGAGGGUCACAGUUCAUUUCUCUUUCGAAAGUCUGGACCAGGUAGUUGGAGGACAAGACUCAACAGGAGAAAUGGAAGUGGAAGAGGUAGCUGGCUUUGAAUAUUGUCCUGAUGCAUCAGGACACAUGUACGACUGGGCUUUGUUAAGGCUCAGUGCUAAUCAGACAUUGCCCACUGGUCUGUUGACACACUUUGGAUUCCUUCCCAAAAGUGGUGGAAUUUGCAUUAUUGGGCAUCCUGACGGUGGUGUGAAAAAAAUAGAUCCAUGCUUGAUUAUUCCAUCUGAGAAACGUAACCAGGUUGUGGAGAAGAGUUGUCAUGAAAAUCAAGGACACAUUCAGUUGGUUACUCGCAAUUUUUUUGAGGGUGUGGCUGAAUCUGUUCAACGUAACACACAGGUUCUAACUUAUGAAUCUUGUUUUUAUUUUGGGUCAUCUGGCUCUCCUGUCUUUGACAGACACUGCAGAGUUGUUGCAAUGCAUUCAGGAGGAUAUGACUACCAAAGUGCAAAAGGUGAAACACAGAGUGUCAUAGAGUUUGGCUAUUGUUUGUCUGACAUUCUUGAACACAUCAUCGUCCAGCUGGUGCAAAGAGGAAGGUCUGAUGUGUUGAAGUCGUACCUCGCUUGCAGUUAUGCACACCACCAAAACGUGAUGAGCAACGUGAAGAAACUGGUUGAGAGCAGAAACUUCACAGCAUUUAAAAAUGUAGUCAACAGUUCAGUGGACAUAAAUGACGAGAGUUUGCAGAAGUUCUUUGAGUUCUUCUCACUGAAAGAGGAGUCUGUCCCAAUGGACAUUUCUUAUUAAGUGUACACAGACAGUGAGCAACAAAGACUCAUGUCUGUUUUCAUAUAUCAGGUUACUUUUGUUAAAAACCAAAGGGGUGCGGGGAUCUGAUAUAAAACUUGGUCUAUAAAUUGUUUUAAGUUUGUUUGUUUGUUCACUUUUUGGAUAAAGAGAGCUGUGUUUUUUCAAAGACAUUUUAGCCAGAUGUCUGUAACUCUUGUUGCUCUUAUUACUUGUUUAUGCUUUAUUAUGUAUAGUAUUAGAUUGUGUUAAAAAAUUAUUAUCUUGUUUUUUAAACUCAAUCAUCAAGAUGAGUCACAAAAAUCCAUGUGACAGGAUCUGAAUACUCUGAGUAAACUGGAACUAACUGUACAUAAUGUCUUCAUCAUGUUAUUUACAGUAUCAUUAAGUGCAAUAACUGUCAUGCAGAAAUGUUUGAAUUGUGUCCAAAUGUCACACCCUGAAAUACAGGUUUUCUUUCCUGGUUUGUGCCUUUCAGUCAGACUGAUCAACAGCUUGAUACUUUAUUCUUUAUUUGGAUCUUCAUUAGCUUCCACACUGUGGUUGUCACAUCUUUCCUGGGGACCACAUUUAAGAAUAAACCAACUUUUAAAACUUAUUUUGAGUACUUUAUGAAACAAAAUUGUUAUCUUUAUUUUAAACUCUCUAUCCAUAUGAAUCACAAAAAUCUAUUAUCAGUCUGGCUCUAACUGCUUCCAUUUUACCUGGUGUCUGGCCUUUGGACUGUUUUUAUUGUGCUUGUUGCUGUUUUGGAAAGAUCUUAUAAAAGAUUUGGAAUUCUUAUCUGGUUAAAACUGGUUCAUAAGUUUUGUUUGUUUGUAUUUUUAAAUAAUGAUUGAUAUAUUUUUUCAUGUUUUUCAGAUGCCUGAAAUAAAGGACUUUGAUCUGUUUGUAAAGCUUCAAACAAGCCUAUUUUUUCUCUUCAAACUAAAAAUAAAUACAUAUGGCACUAUCUGA